AUGGAGGGGCCUCAGAGCUCCACCCAAGGCCCCUUGGUGCUGCUGCUGCUGCUGCUAGGCCCAGCUUGGCACACGGCCGCUCGCCGCUGCCCACAGAGCUGCGUCUGUGACAACUCCAGGAGGCACGUGGCCUGCCGGCGCCAGAACCUCACGGAGGUGCCCAGUACCAUCCCGGAGCUGACCCAGAGGCUGGACCUCCAGGGCAACAUGCUGAAGGUGAUUCCUCCAGCUGCCUUCCAGGACCUGCCUCACCUCACGCACCUGGACCUGCGGCACUGCGGGGUGGAGCUGGUGGCCGAAGGCGCCUUCCGAGGCCUGGGCCGCCUGCUCCUCCUCAACCUGGCCUCCAACCGCCUGAGCUCGCUGCCCCAGGAAGCCCUGGACGGGCUGGGCUCGCUGAGGCGGCUGGAGCUGGAGGGAAACUUGCUGGAGGAGCUGCGGCCGGGGACGUUUGGGGCCCUGGGCGCGCUGGCCACGCUCAACCUGGCCCACAACGCCCUGGUCUACCUGCCCGCCAUGGCCUUCCAGGGGCUGCUGCGCAUGCGCUGGCUGCGGCUGUCGCACAACGCGCUGACCCGAGGCUUCCCCGACGGCACUGAGCUCCUGGACCUGCGGCAGAACCACUUCCCCUCGGUGCCCCGCGCCGCCUUCCCCGGCCUGCACCACCUGCUGUCGCUGCACCUGCAGCACUGCGGCGUGGCCGAGCUGCAGGCCGGGGCUUUGGCGGGCCUCGAUCGUCUGCUCUACCUCUACCUCUCCGACAACCAGCUCUCGGGGCUUAGUGCGGCGGCCCUUGAAGGGGCCCCCCGCCUCGGCUACCUGUACUUGGAGCGCAAUCGCUUCCAGCAGGUGCCAGGGGCCGCCCUGAGCGCCCUGCCCAACCUCUUCUCCCUGCACCUGCAGGACAACGUGGUGGACCGCCUCGCCCCUGGAGACCUGGCCGCGGCUCGAGCCCUGCGCUGGCUCCACCUGAGUGGAAAUCGCAUCACCCAAGUGGCUCCUGGGGCGCUAGGGCCGGCUCGGGAGCUGGAGAAGCUGUAUCUCGAUGGGAACCAGCUGCGAGAGGUGCCCACUCGGGCCUUGGAGGGGCUGCCUGCCCUCCUGGAGCUGCAGCUGUCAGGGAACCCACUCAGGGCCCUGCAAGAUGGCGCCUUCGAGCCUCUGGGCAGGUCCCUGCAGCACCUCUUUCUCAACAGCAGUGGCCUGGAGCAGAUAUCUCCAAGGGCCUUCUCCGGCCUGGGUCCAGGGCUCCAGAGCCUGUACCUGCAGAAGAACCAACUUCGAGUCCUGCCUGCCCUGCCCAAUCUCAGCCAGCUGGAGCUCAUUGACCUCAGCGGAAAUCCCCUCCAUUGCGACUGCCAGCUGCUCCCCCUGCACAGGUGGCUCACUGGGCUGAACCUGCGGGUAGGGGCUACUUGUGCCACUCCACCCAGUGUUCGUGGCCAGAGGGUGAAGGCUGCAGCCGCUGUGUUCGAAGCCUGCCCAGGCUGGACUGCCAGGAAGGCCAAGCGGACACCAGCCUCUAGAUCCAGUGCCAGGAGAACCGGCAUCAAGAGAAGACACUGA
Messenger RNA from Dipodomys ordii (Ord's kangaroo rat), 1566 nucleotides. It is a transcript of the gene Chadl, whose product is annotated as chondroadherin-like. The transcript has 6 exons. Lineage: Eukaryota; Metazoa; Chordata; Mammalia; Rodentia; Heteromyidae. The record is from RefSeq and is a predicted model, not a curated record. The coding region runs from base 1 to 1566 and encodes 521 amino acids. Gene Ontology annotation, molecular function: protein binding. Gene Ontology annotation, cellular component: extracellular matrix.